Molecule: messenger RNA, 1480 nt
Organism: Columba livia (rock pigeon)
Lineage: Eukaryota; Metazoa; Chordata; Aves; Columbiformes; Columbidae
Exons: 7
Coding region: 423-1091 (222 amino acids)
Cellular component (GO): membrane
Source: RefSeq, a predicted model, not a curated record
GCUUCCCCCGUACCCGCUCCGCAGCUUCCCCCGUACCCGCUCCGCAGCUACCCCCUACCUGCUCCGCAGCUUCCCCCGUACCCGCUCCGCAGCUUCCCCCGUACCCGCUCCGCAGCUUCCCCCGUACCUGCUCCGCAGCUUCCCCCGUACCUGCUCCGCAGCUUUCCCCGUACCUGCUCCGCACCGCCGGGCGGCACUGCCUCCGCAGGGCCGGGUGGCGCGGCCGGAGCCGCCGCGGAGCAGCGCCGGUGAGUGCCGGCCGGGUCGGGCCCCCGCCGCAGGCCAGGAGAGGACGGGACAGGAGAGGAGAGGAGAGGAGAGGAGCCCCGGCCGCAGGACAGGCUGUUUUCCCCGUCGCUGGAGUGCCACGGCGCUGCUUUCCAGCCUCCCUGUGUGGGGAUUUAUGUGUGGAUCAAAUCAGAAUGGAUCGCUAUCGGUAUUUCAUCUUUAACCAGAGGAAUAUGGUCGUGCUGGGUCUGUUCCAGAUAGCCUUCAGCACAGUGUGCGUUGUCAGCGGGGUCAUUGAUGCCUUUUUCAGAACAGAGACUCAGCUGGGCGAAACCAGAGCUCCAAUUUGGGCUGGGAUGGUGAUGGGAGUCCCAGGCGUCCUGGCUUUGUUUUCCUCUCAGAGGAAGAAUCCAGUUCUCGUGAACGUGCUGAUAGUUGCUUCCAUAAUCUCUUGUGUUGCCAUCCUCAUCGUGAUAGUUUAUAGCUCCUUCACACUGAACUAUGGUGAAGAGGAGGAGCUGAGUUCUACCCCAGUCCAUGUUAUCCAUACAAGGUUUGUACUUAAUGAAGUAGUCAAGGGUGCUAAUAUAGCCAUGUUAGCUGCGUCCCUCUGCAGUGCUGGUGUUGUGCUGGUGAUGGCUCACUUGGGAUGCCGCAGCCUUCCACGCUGCUCGUGCUACGAUAGCGUAACUGGGAUGGAAUGGUUGCAACCCAGUGAGGACCAAAAUCAGGCUGUGGAAAUGGUUUGUGCUGUGCAAAGUCGUGGGGGCAGAAUUUUUAACUUCCCAGAUGAGUUUCCAGCUCAGGACUUGGACACAGAGGAAGAUGCAUCCAAGCCUCCACCAUAUAUCAGAAUGGCUUGAAAAAGUGGUCAAACAUUUUAAAGCUACUCAUCUAAAAAUGUGGCCAGACAGAUGUAAGAAGUUCUUCCGCUUUAAGGAUGGUUAUGCACUUUUCCUUGGCCUUUUAAAAAAGCACACACAGACAGAGAGAACUAUUGAAUGCCCAGCGUUCAAGGAAGAUGACAGUGCAAAAUGGAAGAUCUGCUGAUGUUUUUGGGCAUUUAGACAUUGUAUAGUUGAAAUACCUCAUUGCCUCUGGAAAGCGUGGGCAUUUUUUCCUCCAACUUUUUUACUUAAAUCAUGUUUUAUUCCACCAGAAUUCACCAUGCAAUUUGUCUAGCAGUGCUAGCCUUAGGCAUUCAAAUAUUAAAUACAAUUAAUUUUUAAAAUAAACUGGUUGUGGAAUAUUU